Molecule: messenger RNA, 2299 nt
Organism: Cyclopterus lumpus (lumpfish)
Lineage: Eukaryota; Metazoa; Chordata; Actinopteri; Perciformes; Cyclopteridae
Product: CCAAT/enhancer-binding protein zeta-like
Exons: 4
Cellular component (GO): nucleus
Source: RefSeq, a predicted model, not a curated record
CGUUCUCCUCAUGCUGAACGCAAGCAUGGCGACGAAAGUUAAGCACCGUAAGAAGUCCAAAGCUAGCAGUAAAGUCACAUUUCACCCCGCAGAAGACGACGUGGAGGCCGAAAGCAUCGGCGGGGAGGAAGAUGGAGACCCGGCGGCGGACGAAGGUGAAGACCGAGGGAAGAAGAAACAAGAAGAAGAAGAAGAAGAGUUCAACCUGGACGAGGUUUUACGGCUCGGAGGAACGCAGGCCGACUACGCGAUGCUCGCCGCCAUGAACGACUGCAACGAGAUCGUUGACGGAGGAAAGAAAGGAGCGAUCGACGACCUGGAGGAGGGCGAGCUGGAGAAGUUCAUCGCCAAACUGGGCCUCCGGGCGUUCGCCGGACUGCAGUCCAUCCCAGACGAGCCCGAGGGGGGCGGUGAAAAGGCCGAGGCGACGAAAGCAGGGGAGGAAAACAACGCUCGGGGGAAGGUAAACGAGGAGGAGAAACCGAAGGAGAAGCCGAAGAAGACUAAAGACGCGCAGAAGAAGAAGCAGAACGUGAACGUGUUCGAGUUCCAGCGGAGGUCGGUGCUGCUGAUCAAACCCGGAGGGAAGUGGUUCGACCUGGAGUACGCCGCCGAGGGCACGGCCGCCGAGCAGGACGCCUCGCUGGUGUCCCAGUACAAGGCGCUCGCCCAGCAGCUGUUCGAGGCCGACGUGGCGCUCUACAAGAGCAAGAAGAUCCUGCAGAAAGGGGCCAACUCCAACUGGAUGAAGACGGUCGUCUCCUCCGGCGUGCUGGCGGACAGGAUGGCGGCCAUGACGGUGCUCAUCCAGGACGCGCCGGUGCACACGCUGGAGCACGUGGAGAACCUGGUGGGCAUGGUGAAGAAGAAGGGCAGCCGGCGGAUGGGCCUGAUGGCGCUGGACACGCUGCGCGAGCUGCUGCUGCCGGAGGGCAGGAAGCUCCGCCCCUUUGCCCAGCACCCGUUCGACCUGCUGGAGGAGAAGGCCAGCGGCAACCGGGACUCCCGCGACCGCCGCCUCGUCCUCUGGUACUUCGAGCACCACCUGAGGCACCACGUGGCGGAGUUCGUGGCGGCGCUGGACACGGUGGCCCACGACACGGUGGCGGCCACCAAGGCGAAGGCGCUGACCACCGCGCACGAGCUGCUGUGCAGCCACCUGGAGCAGGAGCGGGCGCUGCUCGGCCAGGUGGUCAACAAGCUGGGCGACCCCGAGUAAAAGACGGCCGCCAAGGCGUCCCACCUGCUGGAGUCGCUGCUGCACAAGCACCCCAACAUGAAGGUGGUGGUGUGCUGCGAGGUGGAGCGCCUCAUGUUCCGGCCCAACAUCUGCGCCAAGGCGCAGUACUACGCCGUCUGCUUCCUCAGCCAGGUGAUGCUGAGCCACGACGAGGCCGCGCUCGCCGCCAAGCUCAUCGCCAUCUACUUCUCCUUCUUCCGCGCCUGCGUCAAGAAGAAGGACGUGGAGUCGAAGAUGCUGAGCGGGCUGCUGUCGGGCGUGAACCGGGCGUAUCCCUACGCCGGCGGCGCCGACGACAAGGUGCGGGAGCAGCUGGACACGCUGUUCAAGGUGGUGCACCUGGUGAGGUUCAACACGGCCGUGCAGGCGCUCAUGCUGCUCUUCCAGGUGAUGAACUCCCAGCAGAGCGUCUCCGACCGGUACUACGUGGCUCUGUACAGGAAGCUGCUGGACCCCGGUUUGUCGUCGUCCUCCCGUCAGAGCAUGUUCCUCAACCUGCUCUACAAAUCCCUGAAGGCCGACAUCGUGCUGCGGCGCGUCAAAGCCUUCGUGAAGCGGCUGCUGCAGGUCAGCGGCGAGCAGAGCGCCAGCUUCACCUGCGGGGCGCUGUUCCUGGUGUCAGAGGUUAUGACUCUUCUAGAGCUUCUCCCUUACUACACGUGAACACUUUCAUCAUUUUACGCCCGAUCGCCUUGAACAUCUUGGCGGCGAGUUUCAGCAUCUGGUCCAGCCUGCUGGGGGGAGUGAUGUGCUGCUUCAUCAGUGAAGGAGACAUGGAUGUGAGAAAGGAUUGGAACUCUUUGGCGUAAUCAGAUGUUUCAAACCGGAUCACCCGGAGAAAACCCUAAACGUUACGCGUUAGCUACCGACCUAGUCCUAUAGAUUCAACAUCUGGUGAGUCCUCUUCUUGGUUCUCUGAUUCAUCAGAGGGUUCUGCUUUUACUAAAUCCGCUGGUUCUAGUUCUGGUUCCUGUUCUGUUUUUUUUUUGUGGAGAUGUUGUUGGUUCAUCUGACUCCUCUAGAGCUUCUCCCUGGAUCAACCAGAGUUAACCCUAAACG